Molecule: messenger RNA, 5496 nt
Organism: Ostreococcus tauri
Lineage: Eukaryota; Viridiplantae; Chlorophyta; Mamiellophyceae; Mamiellales; Bathycoccaceae
Product: ABC transporter, conserved site
Exons: 2
Coding region: 1-5496 (1831 amino acids)
Biological process (GO): transmembrane transport; lipid transport
Cellular component (GO): membrane; intracellular membrane-bounded organelle
Molecular function (GO): lipid carrier activity; ATP binding; ABC-type transporter activity
Source: RefSeq, a predicted model, not a curated record
AUGGGCGACGACGACGCGCGCGCGACGGGUGGGAACGCCGCGCGCGUGGUGAGGCGUUCGGCGCAGUUUCGGGCGCUGAUUCGUAAGAAUUACGUGCUGAAGACGAAGGGCGUGUUGCGAUGCUGCACGCUGUGCGAGAUCUUGGUUCCGGUGAUCUUCUUGGCGCUCAUGUGCCUUCCCAGGGCGCUCGUUCCGGACAGUCGGACGAAUGAUGAGCUGUCGAGGCCGUAUUCGCUCGCGGGGGGGAUCGAGAGCGCGAGUCAGAGACAAUUGAAAGGGUUUCGAUUCGUCGUGUCGCCGGCGACGGCGGAGACGAUGGAAUUGGGACGACGGGCGUACGUCCACGCGUCGUGCCUGAGCGAGCGCUCGAGCGCGCCGGAUAGGGCGCUAGCGACGGAUAAUGAGAGUUGGCGGAAGAGCUUUUUCAAUUUGAUGUACGAUCAGGCGAUGAACUCGUCGGGAGUUGCCACGGGAGUGAAGUCGGCGUUUCAGGCGAAAGGGUACAACGCGAGCGCGAUGGCGACUGCGUGUUCGGAGGCAACCUUACAGAAUGCGGGGAGUUUCGAUUCGGAGUGGGACGCGAUCUUGGAUGAGGUCGUGGUGACCAAGGCGGACGAAACCGCGGCGCUCGCGUACAUCGCCGACAACCCGGGAGAGGUUCUCGCGUACGCGCAGUUCACAUCCGGUGGCUCCAUCUCGUCCACGACUGAGUUUAAGUACACGCUGAGGAUGAACUCGACGAACGUCAACCGCAAGGAGAAGAGGGUUGGUACGUUCAUGGAGGAAGACUUCUCGGGUAGGUGGGAGAGCGCGUACAACACCGACGAGUGGACCAAGUAUCGGGCGUUCGCCUACGCGCAGAACGCAUUUGACGCGGCAAUCAUAGACAUGAAGGACGGUGGAAACGAUUACGGCGUCACAUUGGACGCGUCACUGAAACCGUUUCCCUGGGUUGGAAUGGAUUACAACGUCGGCGGCGUCAUCGCUGCAGCUUUUUACGGCUUUGUCGGCGCGCUCGCGUUUCAAACGAAUGUCGUCCUCGUCAUGAAAUCUAUCGUGGUAGAGAAAGAGUUGCGUCUCAGAGAGGGUAUGAAGAUGAUGGGCAUGUCGAACACGAUGUUUUGGUGGUCGUGGUUCGUGACCCACUGGCUAUCGGCGAUGAUCUCUGUCGUCUUGAUCACUCUAGUCGGGAUUUACCCAUUCAUCUACACGAAUCAGUUCAUACAGUUCCUAUUUUACACCUUUUGGGUCGCGUCUCUGACGCUUUGGAACUUUUGGAUAUCCACCUUCUUUUCAAAGUCUAUCACCGCCACCAUUGUGGGCUGUUUUGUAUACGUCGUCACCAUGGUGCCGUCCAUCGCCGUUCGCAUCACCGCUCCAGAGGGCACCGGAGGUUGGAUCGCCGCGUGCGUAUUUCCCUCGGGGGCGAUGAACAUGUGGGGCGCCGCUUUAGCAAUUUUAGAGGUGAACAAGAAGGGUAUCACGUUCGAGACAUUCAACACGGAUGUGACGCUGAAGGGAAACGUGACAUGUGCGAAAAUAUUCGCCAUGGUAAUUUUCGACUGCCUCUUAUACGCGUUUCUCACCUUUUACUUUGACGCGGUGUGGAAGACCGAGUACGGGACGCGUCGACCGUUUUAUUUCCUCUUUACUCGCGACUAUUGGUUCGGAGAGUCGGCAAGGCGUUCCGCCGGCGCCAACCGCGUCGUGGGGCUCGAGCAGGAAUCGGGAGACAACGUCGAAGCACUGACGCAACAGCAACUCAGCAGCGCAAGCAUUGUCGUUCGCGGUCUUACGAAACAGUUUGGUCAAAACGUCACCGCGGUGGAUGACUUGACGAUGACGUUUGUGCCGGGUCAAGUGAGCGGACUUCUCGGUCAUAAUGGCGCGGGAAAGACGACGACGAUAAGCAUCCUCACCGGGCUGAUCGACAGUACCUCCGGUCACGCGACAGUCAACGGAUACGAUACGCAGACGCAGAUGCGAGAAAUCCGCGGCAGUCUCGGUAUUUGUCCUCAAUUCGACGUGCUCUGGCCAACUUUAACGGUUCGUGAGCACUUGGAGCUGUACGCUGCAUUCGCGGGGAUGGAGAAAGAAUCAAUAACACCGCAGCUCGAGAGAGUCGUUGCCGAGGUCGCGCUGACAGAGAAGAUUGACGUCAACUCCUCCGAUCUCUCGGGCGGCAUGAAGCGGAAGCUUUCGCUCGCGGUCGCUUUCAUCGGAGAUCCAUCAGUCGUGUUUCUAGACGAGCCAACUUCCGGGAUGGAUCCUUACUCGAGGCGAUUCACCUGGGACGUCAUUCGGAGAAGGGCGGCGAAUUGCACCGUGUUGCUCACCACGCACUUCCUCGACGAGGCCGAUUUGUUGUGCGAUCGCGUCGCAAUCAUGAGUGCGGGGAAACUGGCUUGCAUCGGAUCGCCGCUAUUCCUCAAGUCGAGAUUCGGCACUGGCUACUUACUCACGUUUGCACGACGCACACGCGCGUCGUCUGGCAAGCUCGACGCCAUGGCGCAGCACAAUACCAACGCCACGCUGAGAUUUAUCCAAAAGUUUGUGCCCAACGCCGUCGUGCACAGCGAUGUCGGCGCCGAACUUUCGUUCGCGCUUCCUUUUGAAUCUACCGGUGUGUUUUCGGAGCUAUUCAAGGCGCUUGAUACGCAGAGCGCCGAACUUGGUUACACAAGUUACGGCGUGAGUUGCACCACUCUCGAGGAUGUCUUCCUCACUCUGGCUCACGCCGGUGGUCCAAACAAGUCGACACCGAGCGAAAAGGUUGACUUGGACGUGCCCGCGCUCGAACCGAACGAUGAUGAGUCGCAAGACGCGCGCAUGCUCUCCAUCAAACGUACAGAGGCGCGCAAGCAGUUCGCCACCGGGAGCGCGUUGCUCAAGGUUCAGCUUCGUCGAUUGCUAUGGAAGCGUCGACUCAACCUGAGACGGACAAUACGACAGUACGUCAUGAAGAUGAUCGCCCCGUGUUGGAUGGUCAUCUUAGCGCUCUACUUGUCCAAGCUCUCGUGGGAUCCUAGCGAUACGAUCAAUCCGAAACUCAUCGGACGGCAGAUGGUUGACAACAAGAAGAUGCUCGUCACGUACCCGUCGGUCGACGUCGAGGCGGGUUUGGUGUCCAUGAAAUUGGGCUCCAACGGCUACGACCUCCAUCCGCAGUACUCUCCAGAGAUCAACUGCAUGUGUAACUGCCUUGCGAAGGAUCAAACGAUCACGUUCAGCGCGCUGACGUGCUGCAUGUACAAUAGGACUAUUGAGGCGCAGUGCACUGCGGUGGCGGCAUUGCUUCUCGUCGACAACUGUGCAAAAUCCACGCAGGGCUGGGACGUACAAGCCGAUGUUUUCGGCACGUCUUGUUCGGGAUUAAUCGACACGAGCUUCGAUGCGCACUUGCUCAACAUCCAAGAGAAGUCUCGCCCGUGUGACAUGCAGCCAAAAGCUCCUUGCGACGUCCUGUACGUGGAUCAUUACAACGCGUCGCACUACAGUCACACGCUGUACACCCAUCAGACGGCUUAUCACGCGGUUCCGGCCGCUAUCAACACUGCAAAUCAAGCAAUUUUGCGCAAACGCACAUCGGACGACGCUGCGAGCAUCGAUACCACCAUUUACUGGUACCCCAGUCUGGUCAACACCAAGAAGGAGGGUGACGUCGAGGAGUCGGACAACGCGAGCUCCACCUUUGUCGUCGCGAUGUUCAUCGUUAUGGGCAUGGCCAUUCUGACCGCUGGCAUUUCUGUCUUCCCUGUGUAUGAGCGAUGCAACAACUCUAAACAUCUUCAGCUUGUCAGCGGCGUUGAUAAGCGAAUGUACUGGCUGUCGCAUUUCAUCGCCGACGUCUUCUCAUUGGUGCUUCCGUACGUUAUCACUCUUCUCAUCUUUGUGGGUUACAACACGUCGUAUUACAAGGAUCAACUCGGCGCCAUCGCGUUACUACUGUUUUUUUUCUUGUUGACAGCGAUUCCACACUCCCAUUUUCAAGGAUUCGCGUACACGAGCGAGUACUACACCUUCGUGGGACAAAUCGCCACGAACACCUUUUUCGGAGUUGUCACAACCAUCGCUGGCAUCGUGACAGACGCUCUGAAAGAUCUGAACAAAGAAACGCUUCUGGUGAGCCGACUGUUCAACUACGUGUUUCCGCUCGUCAUUCCACAUUUUAGCCUAGGAAAAGGUCUUUACGAUCUCGCGCAGAACGGUCUGGAUGCGACACGAAAGAUAUAUCGAGAAGACUGCAUGUGUCUCGUGCCCGUCGUUCCGAAGGGUUCGUACACAGUCAUCGCAGACGACUUAGGUUACUUGAUCGGAACCUUCUUCAUGUGGACCGCGUUCUUGUUCGUCAAGGAGUAUCAAGAAGUGUUGUCGAACUGGAGACUCAAACGUGGCGGUUUCUCAAAUGUGCCGCAGCAGAGUGCUGACGAAGAUGAUGACGUUGCCGCUGAGCGCAAACGAGUGCUUGAUGGUGACGUCGAGGACGAUGGCGUCGUCGUGCACCACUUGUCGAAGAUGUACAAGGCUAUGACGUCAUCGAAACUUGCGGUGCGUAACAUCAGCGUCGGUUUGCAUCGCGAUCAAUGCUUCGGUUUGCUUGGAAUCAACGGCGCGGGUAAGACGACGACAUUCAAGAUGCUCACGGGAGAAUUCCCGCCGACAACUGGAGACGCGAUCGUCCGAGCUCGCGAUAAUACCUCGCACAGCGUGACCAGCGAUCUGGAUCAAGCUCGGAAGCUCAUGGGCUACUGUCCGCAGUUCAACGGGUUACAGCCGAACUUCACUGCUAGGGAACACAUCGAGUUCUACGCCGCCAUUCGCGGCAUGCCGUCAGAGACGAUACCGGCGACAACCACAGAGCUCCUCAAGCGCAUGGAUUUGACCAAGUACGCCGACCGACAAGCGGGCACGUACAGUGGUGGGAACAAACGUAAGCUCUCCGUGGCGCUUGCGCUUGUUGGAGAACCGGAAGUCGUCUUCUUAGACGAACCGUCCACGGGCAUGGACCCAGAAGCAAGACGAUUCAUGUGGGACGUCAUCUCAUCGAUGGUCGUCGGACGCACUAUCGUGCUCACUUCGCACUCGAUGGAAGAGUGCGAGGCGCUCUGCAAUCGCAUCGGUAUCAUGGUCGGUGGUGAGUUCAAGUGUCUUGGUUCUUUACAGCACUUGAAAUCCCGAUUCAGUGAAGGUUACACGAUCGAUGUGCGAUUCGCUGAGGGUAAAGGACCGGCAGUGUUGAACGCACUGCACGCGACGUACGCCGAUCUAGGCGCGGAGAUCGCGGAAACACACGAGACAGAAAUCAAGAUGCGUGUCACCGAUCCGGAAAUUAAACUCUGGCGCAUGUUCGAGGCCGUCGAGGCUCUGAAGAAUUCUCACGACGAGACGAUUCGUAUAGACGACUACAGCGUCUCCCAAACGACGCUCGAACAAGUAUUCAUUCGAUUCGCCAAGGAUCAAAAGGAAGAAACGCACGCGGCUCCAGGUUUGCGAUAG